Molecule: messenger RNA, 1522 nt
Organism: Helianthus annuus (common sunflower)
Lineage: Eukaryota; Viridiplantae; Streptophyta; Magnoliopsida; Asterales; Asteraceae
Product: protein TRIGALACTOSYLDIACYLGLYCEROL 2, chloroplastic
Exons: 5
Coding region: 162-1322 (386 amino acids)
Cellular component (GO): chloroplast inner membrane
Molecular function (GO): phospholipid binding; lipid carrier activity
Source: RefSeq, a predicted model, not a curated record
UUAAAUAAUUAAAACAGAAAUAUUGUUGGUAGUGGGUGACAUGCUGCAAAAGAGUAUCCAUCCAGAAAUACCAUUGCUUCAUUCUUUCACCAUCUUCUCUUCCAUCUCCCACCCCCAAUUCACCCAAAUCCCAUUAAUCACCACCACCACCACCACCACCAAUGGUUGCCAAUUCUGCAGUAAACAUUCCAAUUUGCCCCACAAUGCUACCUGCAAAAUGGGUCUCCCCCAAAUCCCAAUUCACAGCCCUAACUUACACAUUCCCAUCAAAACCCCCAAAAUUCACUGUCAAAUCAGCCUCUCAAGAUACAGAAAACAGUCAACAACCUUCUUCAUCUUCGUCUUCAGACAGUAGUAAUAAGAAGAACCCACUUGCAGUUGUUGUUGAUAUCCCUCGAACCAUCUGGAAACAGACGCUGCGCCCUUUGAGUGAUUUCGGGUUCGGUCGCAGGAGCAUUUGGGAAGGUGGGGUGGGGUUGUUUGUGGUGUCGGGUACGGUGUUGUUGGCGUUGAGUUUGGUUUGGUUACGGGCGUUUCAGGUGAAGUCUCGGUUCAGAAAGUAUCUUGCUGUGUUUGAGUUCUCGCAGGCGUGUGGGAUUCAAACGGGUACGCAGGUUCGGAUCAGAGGGGUUACUGUUGGUAAUGUUAUUCGGGUUAAUCCGUCUUUGAAAAGUAUUGAAGCUGUUGUUGAGGUUGAAGAUGACAAGACAAUUAUACCCAGGAAUUCAUUGAUUGAGGUGAAUCAGUCUGGGCUUUUGAUGGAGACAAUGAUUGAUAUUACGCCUCGAGAUCCGAUUCCGACACCUUCGUUCGGGCCUUUGGACCCGAACUGUGUUAAAGAAGGUUUGAUCAUGUGUGACAGACAGAAGUUGAAAGGAUACCAGGGUGUGAGUUUGGAUGCGUUGGUGGGGAUCUUUACGCGUCUUGGAAGAGAAGUGGAACAAAUCGGUGUUGCUAACACUUACGCGUUGGCCGAACGGGCUGCAGCUGUUAUUGAUGAAGCAAGACCAUUGCUUUUGAAGAUCCAGGCCAUGGCUGAGGAUGUUCAACCUAUGCUGGCAGAGGUUCGAGACAGCGGUUUACUGCAGGAAGUCGAAAGUUUGACCAAAAGUCUGACUCAAGCAUCAGAGGAUUUGAGAAAGGCACAUGCAUCUAUUAUGACUCCAGAGAACACUGAGUUGAUUCAGAAAUCCAUCUACACCCUUGUAUUUACUUUGAAGAAUAUCGAGAGUAUAAGCUCUGAUAUUCUGGGAUUCACUGGAGAUGAAGCUACCCGAAAAAAUUUGAAGGCGGUCAUCAAGUCACUUAGCAGGCUAUUAUGAAGACUAAAAGCACGAUUUAGAACCCUUACAGUGAAAACGUUUAUAUUAUAGAUCCCUGUUGUGAUUCGGGUUUUGAUUAGUAUGCCAAGCAGGCUCAACUCAAAAGGACCCGUAGGAUUGAGAUUUCAAAAUAUUGUUACUUUGUAUUAGCUUAAACAAAAUAUAUUCAUAUAAUAACAUUUUGCAUCAAUUUCAGUAGA